Mesorhabditis spiculigera is the source of this 516-nucleotide messenger RNA. The record is from the annotation of a GenBank genome assembly. NCBI's taxonomy places the organism in Eukaryota, Metazoa, Nematoda, Chromadorea, Rhabditida, Rhabditidae.
AUGGCCGAGAAGAAAGCUAAGAAGAAGUCCUCGAAGAAGGCGAGGUCCGGAUCCCAGGGAGCCACCUUCGACCAGAAGACCAUCCAGGAGUUCAAGGAGGCCUUCGGUAUUAUGGACCAGAACAAGGACGGCAUCAUCGACAAGAACGACCUGAAGGACCUGUAUGCCUCGCUCGGCCAGGUCGCUCCCGACAGCCAGCUUGACGCCAUGCUCAAAGAGGCUUCCGGACCCCUGAACUUCACCACCUUCUUGACGCUGUUCGGCGAGCGCCUCACCGGCACUGACCCUGAGGCCACCAUCAUCGGAGCCUUCCAGAUGUUCGACAAGAAAGACUGUGGCAAGCUGAAGGAGGACGAGCUGCUCAAGAUCCUGCAGAACAAGCGAGGCGAGCCCCUUGAUGACGAUGAGAUCCAGGCCAUGUACAAGGGAAAGCCCCCAAUUGAGAACGGAGAGGUCGACUACAAGGCGUUCGCCCGCCUCAUCACCACCGGCGCCGCCGACGAGCUGUCGAAGGCC